UAAAUCCCUACCGGGGGUUCCCUUUUCAUUUGUAUUUGGAAGAGUCCCCCGAUUUCAGAGGGGGCUUCUUUGUCUAGUUAUGAAACUUUCCACUGUGCUAGUUCUCUGCUGCAGUUUUUUCUCUAGCAGAGCCAAGCCUCUUGCAACCCAGGAUGCAGACUGUGAUGACCCUAAUGUCUUUGAAGCUGUGGACAUAGCACUGAGAAAAUAUAAUGGAGACAAAACAGAUGGCAACCAGUUUGCUCUGUACAUGGUGAUGGAAGCCAAGAGAAUAGCAGGCCCUGGAAAACAGUUCUUUGUGAUGUACCGAAUAAGAGAGAGCUCUUGUGCUGUUGGGGGAGAUAAACUCUGGCGAGAUUGUGAUUACAGAGCAUCUGCAGAAGCUGAAUCAGGCGAAUGUACAGCUCAAGUUUAUGUUGAUGAGACUGAGAAAAUCAGUAACGUUACACAAGAAUGCAGAAUUAUCCCAGCUGAAGGAAAGGUGAUUCUUUCCCAUGCCCCAUGUCUUGGAUGCUAUCAUCCCAUACCAGGGAACAGCCUACAAUUGUUACCCAUUUUGAGAUAUGCUAUUCGGCUCUUUAAUCAUCAGAGUGACCAAUCCUCCCUUUUUGAAGUUGGUAAAAUAAUAAAAGCCUCCAGGCAGGUGGUGGCUGGAUGGAAUUAUGCAGUUGAAUAUGAAGUUGAGGAGACUAAUUGCACCAAGAAUAAUUUUCAGGAUUUAAGUCCUGAGUGCAAACCCCUUGUUGGAGGUCUUGUAGGUACCUGUGAAGCCAAGGCCUACGUGGAUCUUAGUGACACACUCGUGGAUGUUGCACAGAAAUGCAAGUUUCCAGAUGCAUUGACUCCCAUUUGUCUUGGCUGUCCAAAGCCCAUCCCAAUUAACAGUAAAGAACUGGAGGAACCACUGAGGGCUUCCCUGGAGAAGUAUAAUGAAGAGAGCCAUGACGACUUCUAUUAUAAAGCUGACGUAAUAGUACAUGCCACAGUGCAGGUGGUUGCUGGACAAAAUUAUAAUAUAACAUUUAGAAUUAGGAAGACAAACUGCUCAAAGACAGAUGUCAAGAAACUGAAUGAAGAUUGUGCGGCUACAAUAGACGGUGAAUCUUUGCAAUGCACAGCACAAGUUUAUGUGAUACCCGGGACAAAGACAGUAGGCCCUAAGGUUAGCUGCACCAAAGAGCAGAAUCUAUUAAUGAGAAGGCCUCCAGGCUUUACUCCUUUCCGAUCUCUAUAUGAGGAAGCUGAAACCAUUCAACACCUCCCCCAAAUUGAAAAGGGACCUAUAGAAGGGCAAGCCCCUGCCAGGGGGGCAGGAAAAGAUGUUAGGCAUGAACCAGCACAUGAACAGGGUCACAGACAUGACAUUGGGUGUGGACCAGAACAUGAACAUAGAAGUGGACAUGGACAUGAUGAUGAACAUAGGUACAGACAUGAUACUGGGCAUGAACCAGAACAUGAAAAUAGACGUGGACAUGGACAUGAGGGUGAACACAGGUGCAGACAUGAUAUUGGGUGUGGACCAGAACAUGAACAUAAGGAUAAACAUGGAUGUGGGCACGGGCAUGGAAAACAUAAGGAUAAGCAAAAGAAGAUAAAGGACAAACAUAAACAUUCAAAAGAUGAGUCUUCUGAAGAAUCCCAUGAGAAGGUCACUAACCAAAAGGAGACACUGAUAGCUGCAGUAGCUGAAAUAACCGAAGGUACACAAUCUCAUAAGCCUGAUCUGGUAGAGCUAGAUGUGCUAUCUAGUACUCAGCAGUCCGCAGUAGAUCCAACAGAUGGUUUUAUUGAGAUCCCUGAUCUCCCUGCAGAACCAGACAGCCCUGGAAUUAUUCCCAAUAUUCCUUUAUUUGAUGGGUUGCCAGAUCUCCCAGAACCAUCUGUCCCAAAGUGUCCAGGAAAGCCAUGGAAACCAAUCAUAAACCUCUCAACUACUACUAACAAACCUAAAGUACUGACAAAUGAGGAUCUUUUACCACAUUCGUCUGAAGACACCACCCCAGUACCAGAAAAAAAAGCACCUACCCCCCAGAGCUCAGGUGAUUUUGACCUCUUGGAUAUUCUACUGUAAUUCAAACAAUUUAUAGUCCAUUUUUUUAGGCAACAAACAGAAAAUCAUAAAAAUUAUUUUCUUUUGAAAUGUAUAAUAGUAUAGAGCAGUGGUUCUCAUUUUGUUAGCUAUGAUACUUAAAAGAGUCACCAGCAGUUUUCUGGAGGAAUUGAGAGCAUGAGCCAAUUCUCUGUGCCUGACUCUCUCCUUACACAGGUGUAGAUCAGGAGUAACUCCAUUACAAUCAAUGAAUUAUACUGGCAUAGAAAAAGCAUAAGUGAGAGGAAAGGCCACUUUUCUCUAGUUUUCUGCAGAAGUGGAUUUAUUCAGUUACUUGCAACUCAUCAUCCUCACCUCAGAUGCCAGAAGCACACUAAGAACCACUGCACGGAUUCCAUCGCACCAUGUUUGAAACAUUGUGGAAACCAGUAUAAAGAAUUCUGGGAGUCAUCUGAGGAAAUCCAGUCAAAUGAAGCUUGAAAAGAGGGCACAGUAUGAAACAGGGUGAGAAUCCCUUCCUUAGAUGUUUAAAACCAUAUUUUUCAUCUCUGCAGGACUGAUAAAUGUUUGGAGAAUACAAAAUAACAAAAUAAAAGGAAAAUGUAUGA
Molecule: messenger RNA, 2658 nt
Organism: Malaclemys terrapin pileata
Lineage: Eukaryota; Metazoa; Chordata; Testudines; Emydidae
Gene: KNG1
Product: kininogen 1
Exons: 10
Coding region: 80-2071 (663 amino acids)
Biological process (GO): positive regulation of cytosolic calcium ion concentration; negative regulation of blood coagulation; negative regulation of endopeptidase activity
Cellular component (GO): blood microparticle; extracellular region
Molecular function (GO): cysteine-type endopeptidase inhibitor activity
Source: RefSeq, a predicted model, not a curated record